This is a messenger RNA of Microthlaspi erraticum, 1164 nucleotides long. NCBI's taxonomy places the organism in Eukaryota, Viridiplantae, Streptophyta, Magnoliopsida, Brassicales, Brassicaceae. The record is from the annotation of a GenBank genome assembly.
AUGGAACCUCCGAAGGACCAACACACGCCGGAGAAAUCUCCCUCCGAACCUCCUUCCUCCGCCUAUCCUCCCUCUGGCUGCUGUACUAACUGCGGCGGACCAACGAUUUCCGAACCGCCACCUCUAGCUUCACUGCCAGAGAUGUCACCGCCACCGAACUAUCGCCCGAUCCGAGCUCCAGCGAUCAACCUUCCACACAACUCUCAGGCGAUCAUCCUCUCUCCAGUUCCUCACGCCGAGCGAGUCCCCGUCGUCACUCCGCCGUACCAAUUCCAAUCCCCCGUCAAGAGAAUCCACUCCCCCGACGAUAUCCGCCGCUUCCAGGAAUCCCCCUCUUGUAAGAAUUUCUUAGGAUUCAUAGUCUCUCUCUCGGAAUCGAUCUGCGGACACAAAAUCUCAGAUCAUUGCCACGUCUCACCAACCGUCGCCGCCAUAGUUUCAAUCCUCGAGACCUUGUUGCAAUGGAUCGACGAGAUUCCUCCGGCUCAAAUGUCGUCUCGAUACGGCAACAUCUCGUUCCGCUCGUGGCACGAGAGGCUCGCCGAGAGAGGCGAAUCGCUUAUCCUCGAGUUUCUCCCCGACGAAUUCAAAGGAUCCACAAUCGAGAUCGUUCCUUACUUCUUCGACAGCUUCGGGAACGGAAGCAGAAUCGAUUACGGAACGGGACACGAGACGAAUUUCGCGGCGUGGCUGUAUUGCUUAGCGAAGAUGGGGAUCGUCAAGGAAGAAGAUUAUCACGGCGUGGUGGCUAGGGUUUUCGUCAAGUACCUUGAGCUGAUGAGGAAACUGCAGAUGGUUUAUUGCUUGGAACCUGCUGGUUCUCAUGGAGUUUGGGGGCUUGACGAUUACCAUUUCUUGCCCUUCAUAUUUGGGAGCUCGCAGCUGAUUGAUCACAAGUAUAUGAAGCCGAAGUCGAUUCACAACGACGACAUUCUGGAGAAUUUCUCUGGUGAAUACAUGUACUUGUCCUGUAUUGCGUUUGUGAAGAAGGUGAAGAAAGGGUUGUUCGCCGAGCACUCGCCGUUGCUUGAUGAUAUUAGCGGUGUACCGAACUGGAAGAAAGUGAAUAGCGGUUUGCUUAAGAUGUAUAAAGUCGAAGUGCUCGAGAAAGUCCCCAUUAUGCAGCAUUUCCUCUUUGGCUGGCUUAUCAAAUGGGAGGAGUGA